Messenger RNA from Syzygium oleosum, 2556 nucleotides. Its product is annotated as hydroxyproline O-arabinosyltransferase 3-like. The record is from RefSeq and is a predicted model, not a curated record. The coding region runs from base 1089 to 2168 and encodes 359 amino acids. Lineage: Eukaryota; Viridiplantae; Streptophyta; Magnoliopsida; Myrtales; Myrtaceae. The transcript is spliced from 8 exons. Gene Ontology annotation, molecular function: glycosyltransferase activity.
UCUUUCUCCCCUCUUACGUUUCCUCCGAUUCCUGUUCGUUUCUACUUUCUACUGCGUGCUCUGCCUCUCUCCAUCGACGCUCUUCUCUGUUUCUCUCGACGCGGUUGACGGUAAAGGUAUCUCCUUUCGCGUCGGAACGCCCUGAACCUUCGAUCCUCGAGCAUGCAUUGAUGAUGGUCGUCGUCCUUUCGUUUCGACCCGUGACUCGUGUGCUCGGUUGCAUUCCUUCCAUUUGCUCGAUGUCUGGUUGUUCCCUGUCGUUCUUGCUGUUGCGGAUUGAAAUUCGGUGUUUUGCUUCUUGGGUCUGUUUUCAUUUUCCCAUUUGUUGAUUUGCUCGCAAGGUUGUGGGAAUUGAUUCGGCCCUCCACCGGUAAUCUGUAUAUUUUUAGCUGGGGAAGUUUCUUAUGUGGUGGUUCUGUGUUAUAUAAGUUGUAAUCUUUCGGCCAUUUGGGUACCAUUUGUCCCUUAACAUCGAUGGUUUUGCUCAUAUUUGAAAUGCAGAUAUCUUCUUAUGUUCGUUUCCUGUUAGUCAUGUUUAGCCAAUUGAAUUGCCUUUCCAUUCCUGAUUUUAUGUUAAUUUUGGAGCAUUGUUUCUUGAAGCUGGCAAUUGUUUUGUCUGAUCUUCUUUCAUGGAUCUCAGAAUUCGACUGCUCGUUUGCUAUAAAUAUCGGUUCCUUGUACUCUGGACCAGUCCAAUGAGACAGUAUUAAGAGUCUCGAUUUGUGGUGGCAAUUCCCGAUCAUAAGAUAUAUAGACCUCACUCGCUGGCAUCUAUUUGAGAGAUUCUUCUUUUUAUAUCAUUUGAAAUCAUGAAACAUACUAUUGCUGCUGUAGUACCUUACAAAUCUGUAAGAGGUUUGGUGGAUGUCAGAUCCUGUUUUGAAUUUUGCUGACUUUAUGUUGGUCAUCUAUCAGGUUGCUAGCACGAAGACAUAGAGCAGAAUAUUGGGUUUGAGAAACCUUACCCAUCACAUCAUGGUGGUGGACUGGACAAGGGCUUGACUGGCUCGUGGUGAUCAUGAUUAUAUGAUAUCAGGAAUAAGGGACUUUUGUAACCAAAGGGAAUUAUAUAGUUGAUUGUAUGGUAAAUGAAAAUGACUGGGAGAAAGAACACUGGAAGCGCUUCAGUGCCACUGCUGGUUCUGUUGUCGCUUGGGUUUUGCUUUGCUACAUACAAUCUUCUAACUAUAUUAAUGCGCAAUAUAGCAAUCAUGAGAUCGGUGGUGGAUGAUUCGAACAGGAAACUAUUAUCCGAUCCCAUUCUUGAGAUGCGUGAUAAUAUGCAGAAGCAGAAAACCUCAGGAUCACCUUUUCACGUUGCUCUUACAGCUACAGAUGCUCCAUAUAGCAAAUGGCAGAGUCGCAUUAUGUACUACUGGUAUAAGAAGAAGAAAGACCUGCCUGGCUCCGAGAUGGGGGGAUUCACUCGGAUUUUGCAUUCAGGAAAUCCCGACAACUUGAUGGAUGAGAUUCCUACUAUUGUUGUGGAUUCUCUACCUGCAGGCUUGGAUAGAGGAUACAUUGUAUUAAAUAGACCAUGGGCCUUUGUACAAUGGUUGGAGAAGGCUACAAUUGAGGAAGAAUAUAUUCUAAUGGCAGAACCUGAUCAUAUAUUUGUAAAUCCUCUACCUAAUUUGGCUGAUGGAGGAUAUCCUGCUGCUUUCCCUUUUUUCUACAUAAAACCUGCAGAGAAUGAGAAUAUCAUCCGGAAGUUUUUCCCUGAGGAGAAUGGCCCUGUGACCAAGGUUGACCCUAUUGGGAACUCUCCUGUAAUCAUUAAGAAGGAUCUGCUAGAGAAGAUUGCUCCUACAUGGAUGAAUGUUUCUCUAAGAAUGAAGGAUGAUUCCGAAACUGAUAAAGCAUUUGGAUGGGUACUGGAAAUGUAUGCUUAUGCCGUAGCAUCUGCUUUGCAUGGUGUUAAGCAUAUCCUCAGGAAAGACUUUAUGCUGCAGCCUCCAUGGGAUUUUCAAACUGGAAAGAGGUUUAUCCUCCACUAUACUUAUGGAUGUGACUACAACUUAAAGGGUGAGCUAACAUACGGCAAAAUUGGAGAGUGGCGAUUUGACAAGAGAUCAUACUUACGUGGUCCUCCACCUAGAAAUCUUUCCUUGCCUCCUCCAGGGGUUCCUGAAAGUGUAGUAAGUUACUCUUGUGAAGAUGGUAAAUGAAGCUACUGCAAACAUUCCCAACUGGGAUACAGAGUAAAAACUACACGUGCAAUUAAGGAUAACUCGAAGCAACCUAUGAUUUGGAAUAAAAUUAUUGUUUUCAGUCUUAACUGUGUUAUUUUCAGAAAUAGAGCGCAUAAAUCUUAGCUUAGACUUUUAGAUAGAGGUCGACCUAAAGAGAAACUUUUACAUAUAGGAUUGGAAUGCAAGUUUGAAAGUCGCCACUUUCCGGACGCUUUCCUUUGGUUGUAAAAGGGCCUAGAAAUACUGUAGAUAGAGAUCCGCUUCCUAAGAUGGCCUAGUGUACAACCCUACAUUGCUCAACUCGCAACGAGAUCUCUUACGAAUAAGGGAAAUAGACCUCUGCAUUUCAAAUUGCAAAUAUAUA